UGCAACAGGCUACAGCGUACUACGCAUUAUUUCCUCUAUCAGCUUCAAAUUAAUCAGCUAUUUAUACUUCCCUUUCUCUCAUCUCAUCUCAUCUUUGUUCAUCAUCACAUCCAUCCUUUCUUCUACAAUGGAGUUGGGCAGUGCUCUUCACUUUCUGGACAACAGAGCCAUUCUUGUCACCGGCGCCACUGGCUUCUUAGCAAAAAUUUUUGUGGAGAAAAUACUGAGAGUUCAGCCAAAUGUGAAGAAACUGUAUCUUCUCCUUAGAGCUGCAGAUACCACCGCCGCCGUACAGCGUUUCAACUCCGAGGUAAUGGCAAAAGACUUGUUUAAAGUUGUGAAACACAAAUAUGGAGAAGAGCUGAAUUCCCUAAUGUCGUCAAAGAUUAUUGUUGUGGCCGGUGACAUUACGUACCAAAAUUUGGGCAUAAAGGACACUAAUUUGCUGGAUCAAAUGUGGAGGGAAGUAGAUGUUGUAGUUAACCUAGCUGCAACUACCAGCUUUGAUGAAAGAUACGAUGUGGCCAUGGGGAUUAAUACAAUGGGACCUAAACAUGUACUAGACUUCGCCAAGAAAUGUCAAAAUUUAAGGAUUCUUCUCCACGUAUCCACUGCCUACGUGUCUGGUGAAAAGGAGGGGUUGAUACAGGAGACUCCAUACCAAAUGGGUGAAACACUGAAUGGAAAAUGUGGGUUGGACAUUGAGAGAGAGAAGAAGAUAAUUGAAGAAACUUUGAAAACCCUCAGAGCUGAGAAUGCUUCUGAGAAAUCCAUUACCUUAGCCAUGAAAGACCUGGGCAUACAAAGAGCAAGGACAUAUGGGUGGCCAAACACUUACGUAUUCACAAAGGCCAUGGGAGAGAUGCUUUUGGGGAAGUUAAGAGAUAACGUGCCUCUUGUUAUUAUACGUCCUACUAUCAUAACCAGCACUUACAAUGAACCUUUCCCCGGUUGGGUGGAAGGGAUCAGAACCAUUGAUAGCUUAGCAGUUGCUUAUGGUAAAGGAAGACUAACAUGCUUCCUUGGUGAUCCUAAAACCAUUAUAGAUGUGAUCCCGGCAGAUAUGGUGGUGAAUGCAAUGAUAGUAGCCAUGGUUGGGCAUGCAGAUGAAAGAGGGUGUGAGAGAAUAUACCAUGUGGGAUCGUCGGUAUCUAACCCAUUGGAGCUCCCGUGGAUACAGGAUUUUGGGUACCGACACUUCUCCAAGCAUCCAUGGAUAGGCAAGGAUGGAAAGCCUGUUAUCGUUGGGAAGGUGACUGUGUUAAGCACCAUGGCUAGCUUCCAAACAUACAUGGCCAUUCAUUAUCUACUCCCUUUGAAGGGUUUGGAGAUAGUGAACACUGCAUGUUGUCAGUAUUUCCAGAGUACAUACCAUGAGAUGGAUAGGAAAAUCAAGUUUGUGUUAAAGCUGGUAGACCUAUAUCGACCCUACUUAUUCUUCAAGGGACUAUAUGAUGAUAUGAACACAGAAAAAUUGAGAAGAGCAGCAAAAGAAGGGGGCAUCGAGACUGAUUUGUUCUACUUUGAUCCAAAAGUAAUCUGCUGGGAUGAUUACUUCGUGAAGACCCACAUUCCUGGAUUAGUAAAACACGUUUUCAAGUGAUUUACAUUAAUCCUAAGUCAAUCAUUAUUUACUAUGAAUCUUAGUACUGGGAAGCUGUAUUCUUAAUUAACUUGCAUACUAUUCUGUUUUUUUGUUCUACACUUGUACUGUAUCCUCUGUAUGUCAUUACCAAACUGUAUUAAUAUAUAUUGAGUGUUACUCGUA
Messenger RNA from Ipomoea triloba (trilobed morning glory), 1768 nucleotides. RefSeq names its product alcohol-forming fatty acyl-CoA reductase-like. The record is from RefSeq and is a predicted model, not a curated record. The transcript is spliced from 10 exons. Gene Ontology annotation, molecular function: alcohol-forming very long-chain fatty acyl-CoA reductase (NADP+) activity. Lineage: Eukaryota; Viridiplantae; Streptophyta; Magnoliopsida; Solanales; Convolvulaceae. Gene Ontology annotation, biological process: suberin biosynthetic process; long-chain fatty-acyl-CoA metabolic process. The coding region runs from base 128 to 1603 and encodes 491 amino acids. Gene Ontology annotation, cellular component: intracellular membrane-bounded organelle.